AUGGAUCUGAGGGCGGCUGCGGCCCUUUGCCUGUGGGUGCUGAGCGCCUGCCGCCCCCGGGACGGGCUGGAGGCGGCUGCGGUGAGGGACUCGCCAGGAGCCGGCGGCCCAGGGCCACUCGCAGCCGCCUCGCAGGGGAGGCUCCCGAGGCAGAGGGAGGCUGGACGCCGCGGCGGAGGGGCUCUGCGGAACGGCACGGUGGUGCCCCACCAGUACAUGGUGUCCCUCUACCGGAGCCUGGCCGCCCCCGAGCCGCCCGGGGCGGCCGCCAGCAGCGGCAGGAGCCGCGCCGAUACGGUCACGGGCUUCGCGGACCUGGCGGCCGGAGAUGACUCUGCGGCAGAGGCCGGCCAGAUGUACCUCUUCGAUGUCUCCAGCCUGCCGGAGACGGACGAGGUGGUGGGCGCUGAGCUCCGCGUCCUCCGGAAGCCCCCCGCGAACCGGAGUUUAGCCCUGUCCCGAGAGGGAGCCCUUCACCGCCUGCUGCUCUCCGCCUGCCCCGGCGCAGACCGGCCGCCCCGGCUGUGGGACUCCCGGGCUGCGGACAUUCUCGACUCGGGCUCGCCCCGCUGGGAGGUGUUUGACGUGUGGGAAGCCAUGAGGGACUGGAGAGAGAAACCCGGCUCGGGCCAGCGGCUGUGCUUCGUGCUGAGGAUCGUGUCGGAUCAGUCCGGGAGACCUCUGCCCCCCGGGCAGCUGGGCUUCAGCAAGCCCCAGCCCCAGCCCCACGAGAGAGCCCUCCUGGUGGCUUUUUCGCACAGCAAGAGGAAGGAGAAUCUCUUCAAGGAGAUCAGGGAUCAGGUGAAAGCCCUGGGCAGCCCGCCGUUCUUGGAGCCCCCCGAUCCUGGCCAGGAAACGCCCUCUAAACCCAGGAGGAGGCGCAGGACCACAAUCGCCGCCCGGGCUGGGGGGAGAGGUGGGGGCAAGAAGGCAAAGACACGGUGCAGCAGGAAGGCCCUGCAUGUUAAUUUCAAGGAGCUGGGCUGGGAUGACUGGAUAAUCGCCCCUCUGGAUUACGAGGCGUACCACUGCGAGGGGAUCUGCGAUUUCCCCUUGAGGUCCCACCUGGAGCCUACCAACCACGCCAUCAUCCAGACGCUGAUGAACUCCAUGGACCCCGAGUCCACGCCUCCCAGCUGCUGCGUGCCUUCCAAACUCAGCCCCAUCAGCAUCCUCUACAUAGACUCCGGAAACAACGUGGUUUACAAACAAUACGAGGACAUGGUGGUCGAAACAUGUGGCUGCAGGUAGCAAUUUCUGCAGCCCCAUUAUCCCAGCAGC
Mauremys reevesii (Reeves's turtle) is the source of this 1281-nucleotide messenger RNA. It is a transcript of the gene GDF7, whose product is annotated as growth differentiation factor 7. Lineage: Eukaryota; Metazoa; Chordata; Testudines; Geoemydidae. Gene Ontology annotation, molecular function: growth factor activity; cytokine activity. Gene Ontology annotation, biological process: SMAD protein signal transduction; BMP signaling pathway. The record is from RefSeq and is a predicted model, not a curated record. Gene Ontology annotation, cellular component: extracellular region. Bases 1 to 1251 code for a protein of 416 amino acids. The transcript has 2 exons.